AUGAUGUCAGAGUGCUCAGAACCAAGCAACCAGAGUCAAUCGGACUACCCGUAUUUCUUCACUGAAGAUGGCUAUCUUUGCCACAGGGACAGCCUAAAGCCCUACAAGUUCUCCUUCAAACUUAACGACGUCCAUGGGACCGUGAGGGAACAUCUGGCUCUUUGCCAUUACAUCACCCAGCAUGUAUAUAUGCUCCUCGAAAAGACACUGAACCUAACCAGGAUGAACCUGCAAAAUGGGUCCAAAGGUGAUUCCCUCUCUCCUGGCUUUGUGUAUAUGAGCCCAGGGGCCCUGGACCAUUGUGGAACCCUGAUGCUCUUGAUCCAGGAUAAGGGCACAAUGCGAUGUGGCAUGUGGAGCUGGAGGGCAGUGGCCCAUGAAGGCCUGGAGAGAGGCAGCCAGAUCCCCUAUGUGCGCCGGGCUUUGAGGCAGUCCCGUGCGAUUUUGCUAAUGAACCCAAACGAAGGAGGGCUGUCCCCAGAGGAGCAUGUCCGCCUGGUCUGGGAGAGCCUGGUGUCCAAGAGCGCUGCAGAGCGAAUCACUGUGGUGGCACAUGGUUACGGAGGCCUUGCCUUUGUUCAUCUGCUGUGUUGCCGUCCGGAGGAAAUCCAGCGCCGAGUCUGGGCGGUGGCUUUUAUUGACUCGUCCCACAGUAUGUGGCACCAACCCCUUGGUACGACAGGACGCGAAUGGCUGAAGGCACAUUCAAGAACGUGGGUGCUUAGCGCCAAGCCAACCAACCGCCCAGUAGGGUCCCUCAAGGCAGGCUGCCGGGUGAUGUCAGCAGGGACACAGUGUCACGAGGCCGCCCCUGCAGUCUGUAUGGAAUCGGUGUUUCGUUUUUUUGCCAAACUGAUGAGGGCCAAAGCCACACCUACUCCCUUUGAUAUCGUUACUAGGAGCAGGAGUCUCAGUGGGAGCACAAAGGACAGGAAAAAUAAUACAGCCUGA
Electrophorus electricus (electric eel) is the source of this 951-nucleotide messenger RNA. Its product is annotated as cotranscriptional regulator ARB2A homolog. NCBI's taxonomy places the organism in Eukaryota, Metazoa, Chordata, Actinopteri, Gymnotiformes, Gymnotidae. Gene Ontology annotation, molecular function: siRNA binding. Gene Ontology annotation, cellular component: nucleus. The record is from RefSeq and is a predicted model, not a curated record. Gene Ontology annotation, biological process: regulatory ncRNA-mediated heterochromatin formation.